AAACCACCAUCUACUUAUUUCCAAAAUUCUCGUGUUUAAAGAUAAAAAUGAAGAAGAGGAAACGUGAAAGGUCUCUUGCACCAAAGUUCCUAUGUGAAGAUUCCUAUAAAGGCAAAAGAAAACCUGAGAAUGUAAAUUUUUUAACUGUACCGAGUACCGUCAGUCUGUCACUGUCAGAAGUGUCAGAGUGUCACUUUCAGGUUAUGUUAUACAAAUACAAAUUGUGUUCGUAAAUAAAAAAGUUAAUAAUAAUAAUAUAAAAUUAUUAUUGUGUGAUUAAAAAAUUCGUAAGUUGUCAUCAUAGACGUCACGUAUUGUGAACAUAAAUCCGAAAAAUUUUAAUAAUCAUGCGAUAGUUACAAUCAGGGACCUUCAUGACUGCUUUGAAACUCUGACAUAAGACGCAAUAAUGUAUUGAUUGAUGAAUGACUAAUACAUUAUUGUUGGUACUCCUCUAAACAAACAAGAAAAUGAAAUUUGAAUCAUAACAUAAUACUAUUUAUAUCAAUGUAUUCAGUUCUGAACUUCUCAACUAACAUUUAAGUGUCGUCAAUCACUAAGAAGAUAAAUUCAUUAUCAUCGAAAUUCUGAGAUCUUUUAUGAAUACACAGAUUAAGAUGACAGUCCAACAAUACUGUCUGAGAUGGAAUAACCACCAGCCCAAUUUCAUAUCGGUUUUCUCAAGUUUACUGAGUAGUCAGUCUCUAGUUGAUGUCACAUUGGCUGCAGAAGGAAAGCAGUUACAAGCUCAUAAAGUAGUACUAUCUGCUUGCAGUUCUUACUUCCAGGCUCUUUUUGCCAUGAACCCAUGCAAGCAUCCUAUAGUCAUAUUAAAAGAUGUUAAAUUUAGUGAUCUGAGAGUGAUGGUUGAUUUUAUGUAUCAUGGAGAAGUUAGUGUCUCCCAAGAACAAUUACCUUGUAUUUUGAAAACUGCAGAAAUGCUAAAAAUCAAAGGUCUUACUGAAAUACCUGUGGAAAAUUCAGCAACCAAGUGUCAAAAUUAUACCACUGAAAAUCCAGAUAUACCAAGUCAUGAGGAAGAAAAUUGGAAUGUAGAGGAGCCUAAUAGGAGUACCAGUCCAUCUUCACCAUCUAGUAAAAGGAAAAGGUUAAAGAAAAAUGUCAUAUGUACAGCUACAGUAACUGAACAACCAGAAGCAGCAUCUGAUGAAAUUCUGUUGAGUACAGUUGAUAAUGUAUUUGAAACAGUUUUGAAGACAGAACCUGACAGACAAAGCACUGACAACUAUGGACAUAGAUAUAGUUCAACUCCAACUCCAAUUCAAACAAUACAUCCUGCAUCAUCACAUCACAGAGAAUCAAAGCCAACACAUCAAAUAAUAACACAAGUUACACCUCCAGAAGUGACAACAGCACAAAAUUUAGAAUGCUCAUCAAUAGAAAUACCAAGGAUUUGUACAACGCAGCCCACUACUACAAGUGUGCCCCACUUGUCGCCUUCCAAUUCUCCGCCGCCCCAGCAGGAGCACAUGGGCCCCAAGCGGGGCAGGUUCCUCAUGCGACAGUCGCGCAUCAAGCGCGAGUCGGAGCCCUGCCCCGAGGGCGACCUGGAGAUGGGCCUGUCGCAGUACCUGACCUUGCCGCCCGUGCGGAUCGAACGGCAGUGCUCGGAGCCGAUCCGCUCUGUGUCCCCGUCGCCGGACAACCUGUUGCACGUGCCGGAUCAUACGCUGGUGAAGCAGCAUUCGCAUCCUAUUUUGCCGACCAAGAGCAAUGAGAGCACUACAAGAUCUAGUCAUUGUCCCGUCGUUCGAGCAGGUCCGGCAUUGGGCUGCAAUUAUUGUUGGAACACGGUGGACACUCACGGCCGGAUAUUACGAAGGAAGACCAAAUACCAUUGUCCAGAAUGCCAGACGAAUCUCUGCAUAGUGCCAUGUUUCCAGGAGUACCACAAAUGCCAAGUGGAGAAGCCCACGAAUCCUGACUCUCUACUACCCCCGCCCAUUGCGAAAUUGUUGCCCAAAAGCAGUAGUUGAAUUGAUGUGAUGCUGUGUAAAUAGAUAAUUUAUUGAUCAUCAUCA
This is a messenger RNA of Phaedon cochleariae (mustard beetle), 2042 nucleotides long. The record is from the annotation of a GenBank genome assembly. Lineage: Eukaryota; Metazoa; Arthropoda; Insecta; Coleoptera; Chrysomelidae.